CAUCAUCAUCAGCAGAAUAAACACAAAGAUGGUCAUUAGACCCAUGUCAAUUUUUCCAUGGGAGAAAACAAAAAAUUGUUCCCUUAAAAGGACAGGUAAAAUGGCAAGAAAAAUACAGUAGGAGAAGAACAGGAGGAAAGGGCCAGCCGGCCGGCAGCACCGGUGUCCAGUGCACAAGAGCAAGCAAACACAUGGCCCAGGCGCGGCGCGCCUCAACAGGAACAGGACAAAGGGGAUUUUGUUUCGGGUGAGGUGGGGGGCGACAUGGCGCCACCCGCCGCUCAGACUCAGCUCCUCCUCUCCAACCACCCCUCGCCGUCGCCGCCGCACCGUCGUAGCCUCCUCCUCCGCCGCCGGCUGCUGCCUCGCCCACACACCUACGCCAUCCGGCACCACCACCACCAUGGCCACGACAAGUACGCCUCCUAUUCCCCUGGCCUUCGCCACGCCCUCCGGCCGCCCGCCGCCGCAGCGGUGACCAUCGCGCCGGGCGACCACUGGGGCAACUGGGCCUUCCUCCUCUCCGCCGCCGCGUUCGGCACAUGGGCGGAGGAGAACACGUCGUGGGGCGCCGCGCUCAGCGGGGCGCUGGUCAGCAUCAUGGCCGGCCUGGCCGCCACGGCCGUCGGCCUCGUCACCCCCGGCGCGCCCGCGCACGACGCCGUCAUGGAGUACCUGCUGCCCGCCGCCGUCCCGCUCCUGCUCCUCGGCGCCGACCUCCGCCGCGUCGUCCGCACCACCGGCGACCUCCUCAAGGCCUUCCUGCUCGGAUCUGUUGCAACUGUAAUCGGCACGACGGUGGCGUAUCUUCUGAUCCCCAUGAGAUCCCUGGGCCAAGAUAGCUGGAAGAUCGCAGCUGCACUCAUGGGCAGCUACAUUGGCGGAGCGGUGAACUACGUCGCCAUCUCGGAAGCUCUGGGCCUCACGCCAUCCGUCCUCGCCGCCGGCGUCGCGGCGGACAACCUCAUCUCGGCGCUCUACUUCAUGGCGCUCUUCUCGCUGGCGUCAAACAUCCCAGCAGAGCCCAAGACGGCGACGUCGAGUCCGCAGAAGGACGACGAGGGGGGCGGGGGCCGGCUGUUCGUGCUCAACGGCGGCGCGGCGGUCGCGCUGUCGUUCAUCAUCUGCAAGGCCGGGUCGGCCAUGGCGGCGCGGGUGGGCGUCCAGGGCGGCACGCUGCCGUGCGUCACGGCGCUGGUGGUGUUCCUGGCCACGGCGUUCCCGGGCCCGCUCGGCAGGCUCGCGCCGGCCGGCGAGUCCCUGGCGCUCAUCCUCAUGCAGCUCUUCUUUGCCGUCGUCGGGGCCAACGGCAACGUCGUCGACGCCGUCACCCGGGCGCCCAGCGUCUUCGCCUUCGCGCUCGUGCAGGUGUCCGUCCACCUCGCCGUCGUGCUUGUGGCAGGCAGGGUCAUGGGGCUCGAGAGGAAGCCGCUGCUCAUCGCCUCCAACGCCAACGUCGGCGGGCCUACCACCGCCGCCGCCAUGGCCACGGCCAAGGGCUGGACCUCGCUCGUCGUGCCCGGAAUCCUCGUCGGCAUCUUCGGGAUCUCCAUUGCCACGUUUCUUGGCAUCGGCUACGGCAUGUUCGUGCUCAGAAGAAUCUGCGGCUGAACUCAACAUGAACUUGUCGUCGAGCGACCCAAGAUGUGUUUUUUCCAGUAGCUGUCGCACACUAGCUAGAACAAAGAGGUUUUCCCUAGAGUUCAGAAACUUAUGGAUGUUUUGAAAAGAUCCUUAAACUUAUUAUGACUGCUAAUGAUAGAUUGGAUCUAUAUAGACAGUAGUAAUUUGCAAUUUUGCAUUA
Molecule: messenger RNA, 1804 nt
Organism: Sorghum bicolor (sorghum)
Lineage: Eukaryota; Viridiplantae; Streptophyta; Magnoliopsida; Poales; Poaceae
Exons: 4
Coding region: 265-1611 (448 amino acids)
Source: RefSeq, a predicted model, not a curated record